UUAUCUCGCGUACUUCUGUAGUUAAUUGUUAUAUUAUUGUAUUAUUUUUAAUUUUACCUGUUAGAUAACACAUGGGUCGAUAAUCGUAAAUUGAUAUUCAUGAGCGCAGGCGUUAAUCUUCUUCUCAUCAUUCUGUAACAAUAAUAUUAUAAUAAUUAUAAAAACCUUUGUCAAAACGUAGUAGUAAAUCGACUGACGGAGUAAUAUGUUAGAGAAUCGCCCUGUAAAACAAUAACAAUAAAUAAUAAUCACAAUCAAUCUUUGGGCGAUCGAGCCAUUUUUUUAUCGCGAUUCUUGUCAUCUAACAUUAAUCGUUAUUGACGACAUUAUACUGUGCACUUACGUAUUCGUUUUCGUUCAGAGACGGCUCACAAGUGCAUAACGAACAGGUUGAGUGAGGGCCGCGCCUUAUAGGUACGCGACGGCGACGAUGUAAUUACGUUCCAUUUUUUUUGCAAUUUACGCGACUAACAGUAUUUUUUUGGUGUUUGCUCCUACGAUCGUUUUGACGGCGAUCAAACACUAUGAACGGUGCGCAGGAUAAUGCUAGAUAUGAUGGACUCAAUGACCAGUCUAAUCUGUCAAGCGGACCAAACAAUGUGGAUCAAUACAACGAUUCCGAAGCAGAUUUGUUAUUGGACAAUGAAGAAGAAUACAUUCAUCCUUAUUCGGAAGAAUAUGUACUUUUGGAGAGGAAGAUGCGUAAUAGAUUAUCUUUUUUCUUUAUGAAUCCAAUUGAAAAAUGGAAAACAAGAAGGAGGUUUCCAUACAAAUUUGUAAUCCAAAUUAUCAAAAUAAUAUUGGUUACGCUUCAACUUUCAUUAUUUGCUCAUACUCGCUACAGUCAUGUAAACUAUACAUGGGGAAAUAGAAUUACAUUUUCACAUUUAUUUAUUAAAGGAUGGGAUCCAGCACGAGAAAUAGUCUCUUAUCCACCUGCACUGGGACCCCUAGCUAUUUAUAAUAUUGAAUCAUUUUAUUCAACAAUUAACUAUGCCGUGGUUGGUUAUGCUAACAUCAGUAACGCAAUUGGAUCAUACUCAUAUCUAAGCGAAGAUAGUAAAGUUGUGGAUCCAAUAUUUUGUACUGUUCAUUAUAAAGAAGGUAGUGUGUUUGGUUUCAACGAAAGUUAUACCUUUGAUGGAGAAAUAAUACAAGAAUGCCUGAAUAUCACUAUAACAGAUGAUAUAAAAACUAAAGGAUUUUCAAUCAAAGAUUAUCUAAUUCAACAAAAUAAGACAAUCUAUUUUUCAUCUUUAUUAAAAGCUAAAUUAAAAUUUGCAUUAAAAACUGUUAACUUCAGAGUUGCUGGAAAGUAUUCACCUCCUGAUUGUUACAAAUUCGAAAUUCAAAUAACAUUAAACAAUGAAGAUAUGGAUGGUCAAGUGCUGGUAGACUUGGAUGUAAAUCCUUUUAGGCUAAAUUGUAGAGGUAGCGUUGAAUACAUCAUCGAUAACAAAGUCGAGUCAUUUUUGAGGAGCGUAUUAAAUUAUUUUGUUAUCAUAGUGUGUACUAUUUCAAUGAUACUAUGUACAAGGGCUAUAUUGAGAGCACAACUACUGAAAUAUGAAACAGUAAGGUAUUUUGAAGACAUGCUAAAGUCAACAUUGAGUUAUAAAGCACGAUGGGAGUUUUGGAAUUUGUGGUAUAUAAUGAUAAUCAUCAAUGACAUACUGAUUAUAUGUGGUUCAGGAACAAAGGAAAGAAUAGAAAAAAAGCAAUUUAUUGGCGACCAAUGGAAUUUAUGUAGUGUAUUACUUGGAACUGGAAAUUUGCUGGUCUGGUUUGGAGUUCUUAGAUAUCUAACAUUCUUUAAAACUUACAAUGGUGUAAUAUUAACAUUACGGCAAGCUUUUCCAAACACUUCUAGGUUCAUUUUAUGUGCGAUUCUAUUGUAUGCUGGCUUCACAUUUUGUGGUUGGUUGGUAUUAGGACCUUAUCAUAUGAAAUUCCGGUCGUUGGCAAGUACAUCUGAAUGCUUAUUCUCUUUAAUCAAUGGAGAUGAUAUGUAUGCCACAUUUACAAUCAUGGCUACAAAAUCCUCAUUGCUGUGGUGGUUUAGUCGUUUGUACUUAUAUUGCUUUAUAAGUCUGUUUAUUUAUGUGGUUAUCAAUCUCUUUCUAUCGGUAAUCAUCGACUCCUAUGAAACAAUUAAGAACCAACCACCCGAUAAUAAACCCAAAACUGACCUGGAACAGUUUAUGGUUGAAGGUACAUUUCCUACAUCAUCAUUUGAUAUAACAGAAGAGACUGAUAAUUGGGCACAAGUAUCAUUUGCCCAAACAGUUAGGAGAAUAUUUUGUAGUUUUUGUAUCGAUUUCAAAAAUUUACGCCAAACAUGUUUGUUUAUUAAUCAAAGAAGCCGACAUUUAAUUAUUUGAUAUGAAGAUGGCUAUCUAUUUAAUUUUAUAUUUUCGUUACCAAUAUUUAUUAUUAUCUAAACUCUAUAUUUUAUACACAUAUUAUAGAUGUUUAUUAUACUACAUAUAUAUUAUAGACUGAUUCACUGUGUAUCCUUUCCUAACUGCACUUCACUAAUUGAACUAUAAUUAUUAAAUUAAUUUAGUCACAAGAUAGUGAUCUAGUAGGAAUAUAAGAUAAACUACUAUCAUAGGUACAUUAUGUUUAAUACUUAAUUUCAUUCAAUUUUUGUUAAAAAUGUUUAUGAUUAAACACGUUUUUGUUUUUGUUUUGUUUGGUAAAUAAUGUGAGAGGACAGACACAAUAAUCAAUAUUGCUUUCAUGUGGCGUUCCUAAAAGUCAAUUAUUGUUAACCUAAAUUUAAUUAUGCAUACUGUUUUAAUCUACCAUAUGAACUAUAUUAUAAUGUUCAAUUAAUUGUUUGGUAAUGCAUGUCAUAAAGUUUUUUUUAAAUUAUAAAUUACAUUAUAUUAUACAUCUUUGAAUUAAAAUAAACAUGAAUUGUUGUAA
This is a messenger RNA of Acyrthosiphon pisum (pea aphid), 2931 nucleotides long. Its product is annotated as mucolipin-3. Gene Ontology annotation, cellular component: plasma membrane; lysosomal membrane. The record is from RefSeq and is a predicted model, not a curated record. Gene Ontology annotation, molecular function: NAADP-sensitive calcium-release channel activity. The transcript has 13 exons. The coding region runs from base 525 to 2381 and encodes 618 amino acids. Lineage: Eukaryota; Metazoa; Arthropoda; Insecta; Hemiptera; Aphididae.